Messenger RNA from Macaca mulatta (Rhesus monkey), 2323 nucleotides. RefSeq names its product ornithine decarboxylase 1 (gene ODC1). Gene Ontology annotation, cellular component: cytoplasm. Gene Ontology annotation, molecular function: ornithine decarboxylase activity. Lineage: Eukaryota; Metazoa; Chordata; Mammalia; Primates; Cercopithecidae. The record is from RefSeq and is marked validated.
GCGCUGACGGGCGCGGCGGGGGCGGCCGAGCGCUCCUGCGGCUGCGGCUCAGGCUCCGGCGUCUGCAUUUCCCCAUGGGGCUGGCCCGCGGCGCCCGGGCGCUCUGAGAUUGUCACUGCUGCUCCAAGGGCACACGCAGAGGGAUUUGGAAUUCCUGGAGAGUUGCCUUUGUGAGAAGCUGGAAAUAUUUCUUUGAAUUCCAUCUCUUAGUUUUCCAUAGGAACAUCAAGAAAUCAUGAACAACUUUGGUAAUGAAGAAUUUGACUGCCACUUCCUCGAUGAAGGUUUUACUGCCAAGGACAUUCUGGACCAAAAAAUUAAUGAAGUUUCUUUUUCUGAUGAUAAGGAUGCCUUCUAUGUGGCAGACCUGGGAGACAUUCUAAAGAAACAUCUGAGGUGGUUAAAAGCUCUCCCUCGUGUCACCCCCUUUUAUGCAGUCAAAUGUAAUGAUAGCAAAGCCAUCGUGAAGACCCUUGCUGCUGUCGGGACAGGAUUUGACUGUGCUAGCAAGACUGAAAUACAGUUGGUGCAGAAUCUGGGGGUGCCUCCAGAGAGGAUUAUCUAUGCAAAUCCUUGUAAACAAGUAUCUCAAAUUAAGUAUGCUGCUAAUAAUGGAGUCCAGAUGAUGACUUUUGAUAGUGAAGUUGAGUUGAUGAAAGUUACCAGAGCACAUCCAAAAGCAAAGUUGGUUUUGCGGAUUGCCACUGAUGAUUCCAAAGCAGUCUGUCGUCUCAGUGUUAAAUUCGGUGCCACGCUCAGAAAUAGCAGGCUCCUUUUGGAACGGGCAAAAGAGCUGAAUAUCGAUGUCGUUGGUGUCAGCUUCCAUGUAGGAAGCGGCUGUACCGAUCCUGAGACCUUCGUGCAGGCAAUCUCUGAUGCCCGCUGUGUUUUUGACAUGGGGGCUGAGGUUGGUUUCAGCAUGUAUCUCCUUGAUAUUGGCGGUGGCUUUCCUGGAUCUGAGGAUGUGAAGCUUAAAUUUGAAGAGAUCACCAACGUAAUCAACCCAGCGCUGGACAAAUAUUUUCCGGCAGACUCUGGAGUGAGAAUCAUAGCUGAGCCCGGCAGAUACUAUGUUGCAUCAGCUUUCACACUUGCGGUUAAUAUCAUCGCCAAGAAAAUUGUAUUAAAGGAACAGACUGGCUCUGAUGAUGAGGAUGAGUCGAGUGAACAGACCUUUAUGUAUUAUGUGAAUGAUGGCGUCUAUGGAUCAUUUAAUUGCAUACUGUAUGAUCACGCACAUGUAAAGCCCCUUCUGCAAAAGAGACCUAAACCAGAUGAGAAGUAUUAUUCAUCCAGCAUAUGGGGACCAACAUGUGAUGGCCUUGAUCGGAUUGUUGAGCGCUGUGACCUGCCCGAAAUGCAUGUGGGUGAUUGGAUGCUCUUUGAAAACAUGGGUGCUUACACUGUUGCUGCUGCCUCUACGUUCAAUGGCUUCCAGAGGCCGACGAUCUACUAUGUGAUGUCAGGGCCUGCGUGGCAACUCAUGCAGCAAUUCCAGAACCCCGACUUUCCACCCGAAGUAGAGGAACAGGACGCCAGCACCCUGCCUGUGUCUUGUGCCUGGGAGAGUGGGAUGAAACGCCACCCAGCAGCCUGUGCUUCAGCUGGUAUUAAUGUGUAGAUAUCACUCUGGUAGCUGUUAACUGCAAGUUUAGCUUGAAUUAAGGGAUUUGGGGGGACCAUGUAACUUAAUUACUGCUAGUUUUGAAAUGUCUUUGUAAGAGUAGGGUCGGCACGAUGCAGCCAUAUGGAAGGCUAGGAUAUGGGUCACACUUAUCUGUGUUCCUAUGGAAACUAUUUGAAUAUUUGUUUUAUAUGGAUUUUUAUUCACUCCUCAGACAUGCUACUCAAGAGUGCCCCUCAGCUGCUGAACAAGCGUUUGUAGCUUGUACAAUGGCAGAAUGGGCCAAAAGCUUAGUGUUGUGACCUGUUUUUAAAAUAAAGUAUCUUGAAAUAAUUAGGCAUUGGGACGUUUUUACAGCGUGUUCAUUCCAGACAGUUCGUGAGUCCCGUAUAGCUCGUUCUGAUUCUCAGAGAACAAUGGGUCCACACACACACAGGUAGGAGGACAGGUGAGACGGAAGUCCCGUCCUCCAGUGUGGACAGUGCACAUCUGCUCAGCCCACCCCACAUGUCCAGAGUUGGCCGUGAACUCCGUGUGCAGAGGCCCUGGUGGUGGGACCUACUUAAGUCUGAUAGACCUGGCCUGCAGAGACCAUCCAUGUCGCCUCCCACCUUCACGCCCGUGAGAGCUUAGGAAUGUAUAUAGCACAACAUUUGGCAGUCAGCUUAUUUUAAUAAAUUCAGCAACAGCAAGUCCCCA